CAGGUCGCUUUGCAAGUGGCCAGGCAAGUCUUCCUGCUGAGCACCGCGCACCGAACAGCUUUGUACAAGAGGCCUCUCCACGAGACACAAAGCUACCAGCGCACCUCCUGCAAGAGCACAGCAAGGUUGAUCUGCGUCGAGAUUCGGGUUGCGCAUACGGCAUCGGCCUGUACUAUACAGCAGUACAAUACGCGCAGUUCUCACUCGUGUGUCGUGAAUAUGGAAUUCAUCAAUACGUUGAUGAAGCUGGAGGGCAACCGCAUGCAUGGAAGCCUCACGAAGAGACUUUCGGGCGAUGCCUGGAAGGACGCGGUCGCCACGGCCGCCGUAUACACCGUCUUCAUCGCGGGCAUCCCCCUAGUCAGGGCUAACUGGCACCACAUCCAGCAGCACAUGCAAGCCAGCGGCAUCACCUUCUUCUACAGGCUGGGGAACACCUACGAGACGACCAUCAGGUUCCAGAAACCGGACCGCGAGAGCUUUUACUACGGGCAACCAGAGGCGGUCGAGGACUCCCAGGAAGGGAAAAAGAACAACAUCCUGCAGAAGGCCAUCCUGCUCUACAUCGGACACCUGGAUCUCCACUACAGGAGAUCUCUGGCCUUUUUGACCGCUGUCAAGCAGAAGCCCGCCGCGACCAAGGGGGAUGGCGUUCAUAGAUACAGGAGGCCGGUGCCUAAGGUGUACGGUGGCUCCGCCGACCAGCUGAAACGCUUCAGCAUCAACAUCGCGCCCCCGGAGCAAAUCUGGGUGGAAGUGGACAAGGAGAACGGCGUCUGGUUUAAGCAGACGAAGGACGUCGAAAAGCUCCCCGAGACAGAGGCGUCGUCCAAGAGCUCCUCCCGCAGGGCCCCACCGACGAUUGUCGACUACACCUUCCGGUGCGCCGGGCCGGAGGGACAGGAGAAGGUGAAGAACUUCAUCACCAAUGCGUACGCUUGGUACACCAAAGAAAUGGAGUCCACAGAAGACAACGCGAGAUACAUGUGAGUCAAAACAAAAGCAAGCCCAGAUGGUGCAGUGGGCCAAUGGGCAUGUGGGGACAAACAAGGUCGAGUUCCAUGAACAGGACGAUGUACACACGUGGACACGUCGUACGUGAAUAAGGAGCAGAUACGCGGGGAGUGUCUAGGUACAUACACGUCAUUCGAGGCACACAUUGGCACUCAACUUAUUCACCAGGAGUCGUUUUCUUCUUGCUGAACUGCCCUACGAGAGAGGAUAACUUAAAGACAAUGUCAUAAUUUUUCCCAUGCUACAAAGGAAGACUCGUCCUUGUCACAUCCCGGAAUAUCCUCUGACUUGUUCCCGGGGGACACUAUCUUUUUUGCCCACAACGAUAUCCCCGGGGGUAUCUCUACGGUAAGGGGGACACGUUC
This is a messenger RNA of Ectocarpus siliculosus, 1379 nucleotides long. NCBI's taxonomy places the organism in Eukaryota, Phaeophyceae, Ectocarpales, Ectocarpaceae. The record is from the annotation of a GenBank genome assembly.